AUGGCGUUGUUUAUCGUUUUGUUGAUAACAAUAUUUAGUGGCAUUGCUUGUCGUAACGUAACGAUUAGCAAUGUCAUUCCUCGUCGAGAUACAAAUGGAUCAAUUCUUGAUGCGCACGAUGGCAAUGUUUUCCUUUACGCAGGUCUUUAUUAUUACUAUGGUGCAAGUUAUGGUCUAUGUAAAGAACCGCCAGGACCAUCAGGAUGCACCGUUUGGCAUGUAGGUGGUUGUGGAUUUCAACUCAAUCAUAACGUUAGUUUAUAUACCUCGCCAGAUCUUUCCGUGUGGACAUUUCGUGGCUAUGUUUUUCAAAUGUCGUCCAUGAAAACGCCCGGUAUUAUGUUCGGUCCUCGCGUUUUACCAAAUCGAAAAACAAACAAAUGGGUCAUGUGGUUUAACUUUCUUCCUGCAAGUGGCACAGGUGUCUCUCAGUCACAGUGUGCUGUAGCCAUAGCCGAUACAUCGCAAGGUCCUUUUCAACUUGUAACUGACAAAGUCACUACUUUAGCAUGGGAAAACACAGGUGAUCUAAAUCUUUUUCAGGAUACCAAUGGUGACGCUUAUAUUAUAUACAAUGCACAUAUCGACGCAUCUGUAUAUAAACCAGAUCAUCUAAUGUCGGUUGAGAAGCUUUCAGAUGAUUAUCUUAGUUCACUAGGAAAAGAAUUUAACAGUGGUUUCUUUGGUCAAACGUUCGUUGAAGGUGGAGCUAUGUUCAAACGUAAUGGUGUUUACUAUGCUGUCUUCGGCCAGUGUUGUUGUUAUUGUUCAGAAGGAUCUUCUGUUACUGUCUAUAGUUCUCUGUCUCCUCUCGGUCCGUUCGACACAAUGAAUAACCUAGGAAAUGACGGUCAUGCUCAACUGUAUAACAUUCUUCCAUAUAAAAUUUCUGGGACGGAUAGUUACGGAUAUAUUUGGCAAGGAAACAAAUGGCAAAGUUCUCCGGAUGGUGCUAAAGGACAUGAUUUUACCUAUUGGGCACCGUUAUCUUUCGAUCCCAACGAUUCCAUACGCUACAUGAACUAUACUGCUAAUUUUACUAUCAAUAUAUGA
Molecule: messenger RNA, 1053 nt
Organism: Adineta ricciae
Lineage: Eukaryota; Metazoa; Rotifera; Eurotatoria; Adinetida; Adinetidae
Source: the annotation of a GenBank genome assembly